GCGAUCAUCAAACUCGUGAUUAUCGAGAUGCACGACUGAGUGGAGCGAGCCCGAGUUAGGGGACACCGAGAGCCAUCGGAUCAUCGAAAAAAAUGGUGGUGUCGCACCGCGAGAGCAGCAUCUCCUCCAACAUCCGGGCGAUAAUCGAGCAGCUGAAUCUGAAUCCGGUGGAGCGUCGUCGACUGAUCGAGUCGCGGGCCGAGAGUAUAGAUGGCUUGAAGCAGCAGCUGGUGGAGUCGCCAAAGUCGCGGGUGACGAUUGGCGUCUACGGGAUGAGGCAGACGACCGCGGAGCAGCAGUGCAGAUCGAGGAAGGUCGGGAGAAGAGUCGAGCCGAGGCCCAGACAGCGGCUGCCACCGAGGACCGAGCAGACGCCCUCGGCGAUAUGGCCGGAGCUCGAGGACGAUAGAGCGUUGCCACCCCCGGGGGACGCGUACACGGUCCCGAGGAGAGAUGCAGCCACGCCGACGAACAUCCCAGCCAUCGAGACACCGAGUUCGCCGUUUAAGGAAGAUUUACCUGAACUGAAGUCCGGCUGUCUGAGCCACACUGCCGCCCUUCACCGCAUCUCCGUGCGCCCGAGGAACAGACGUCCGCCCCGGCGUUCCAACUCCCAGUCCAGUGGCGCGAACAAUAGCUCGACCGGGCGGCUGCGCAUCGACAGCAUCUCCGAGAAUUCGAUCAACACCCUCGACAGUCUGGAGACGAGUACGGAUUCGGCCACGAGACCAAUCUCGAUCCUCCGCAAAUCCUCGAGCCGAAUAUCGCGCAGCUCCAUCGAGGAACCCGAGCUCAAGUCCUAUCUCAUCCGCAAGCCAGCCCUCUCGCCCGAUAGCCUUGGACCCGGCCUCGAUGGCUCCGAAGUUACCGAGGAGCUGCCCAAGCCCUCGCCCCGUGCGAGCAACGGACGCGCCCCGCCUCGGCACUCCAAGUCGCCCGACAGCCUCGACGGCGCCUGCUCCCCGGGCUGGUUGAUCAAGAGCCGCUUCGAGGAGCUCGCCGAUGGAGACGCGCUCGAGGAACGGUUCGAGGUGUUCGCCUCACGCAAGCCCGUCGCCGCCACUCGCAGACUCCUGCGCGAGCCCAUCUCCAAGUCCCAGGAGCGCGUCUGCCGCGGCAAGUCCGCCGACAGCCUCGAGGCUCUCAACAGCGACGACUCGAUGGAGCGGAGACGCGCGAGCUUCGAGUUCCGGCCCCGGCGCUCCCACGUCCACAAGCUCAUGUCCAAGUCGACCGAGUGCUUCGAGGUCGGGCUCCUGAGCCGACAGCGCCGUGGCACGCGGCCGGAAGAGCCCAGGAAGCGAACCAGUCUCUCGGAAAUGAACCUCGCCGGCUCGAGGCCAACGACGGCCAAUAAGCCCCUCUCCGAGUCCGCGGAGAGCAUCGAGCGGAUGCCGCGCACCUUGAGCCCCGGCUGCAAACUACUCGGCAAAGGGCUCCGCAGACUCGGCCGCAGGACCGCCCACUCGUCCGAGAGCUCGGACAAUCUCGACCUCGAGGACGGCUGCAGGUUGGAGGUGCGCAUGAAGCCGAGGCGCUCGGCACCGAAGAGACUCGGCGGCGAGGAUGUCGAGCGACCGCGGUUGCCGAAGAGCUCGGAGAGCUCGGAGUUGGGCAGCACCGAUACCCUCGACUCCGAGCGCAGGAACGCGAUCAAGUUAUCAGACAGCGACGAGACCCUCGACAGUCUGGAGAAGGAAAUGCACGAUCGGAGCCGAGUUACGCGGGAUGCCGCCGCGAUGACGCUCGAGUCCGAGAGGCUGGAGGACGUGGUGCACCUGGUCAACUCGUCCAAUAACCGGGAGAGCAACAAUCUCGAUAUACACAAACUGUUGGCUUACACGCUGGUCUCGCGUGUCCAGGAGAACGGCAACAAUGACGAGCGAAACGGAGAUGACAAUGGUCGAAAUGAAAAUCGAAUGCUCAAGCACGCUCGCGCCAACUCUCCGAUUCUCCUCUACCCAAAAAAGAAGCAACAACAGCAGCAGCACAAUCAACACCAACAACAAUAUCAGCAUCAACAACAAUAUAAGCAUCAACAUCAACAUCAACAUCAACAUCAACAGCAGCAGCAGCAGCAGCAGCAUUUGCUCUCCUCAAAGACAAACGAGGACCUGCAGAAUAUGCUUAACGGAAACAUAUCGGAAGUGUCGACGGACACAAAAAGCUUCAAAGAGAAGCUUAUAAUGUUCGAGAAGCUGGGAAAGUGA
Ceratosolen solmsi marchali is the source of this 2210-nucleotide messenger RNA. Its product is annotated as J domain-containing protein DDB_G0295729-like. Bases 93 to 2210 code for a protein of 705 amino acids. The transcript is spliced from 5 exons. Gene Ontology annotation, cellular component: nucleus. Gene Ontology annotation, biological process: regulation of gene expression. The record is from RefSeq and is a predicted model, not a curated record. Gene Ontology annotation, molecular function: sequence-specific DNA binding. NCBI's taxonomy places the organism in Eukaryota, Metazoa, Arthropoda, Insecta, Hymenoptera, Agaonidae.